Messenger RNA from Acytostelium subglobosum LB1, 1281 nucleotides. RefSeq lists its product as hypothetical. The transcript has 6 exons. Gene Ontology annotation, molecular function: mRNA binding. Gene Ontology annotation, cellular component: cytosol. Lineage: Eukaryota; Evosea; Eumycetozoa; Acytosteliales; Acytosteliaceae. The record is from RefSeq and is a predicted model, not a curated record. The annotation marks the transcript as partial.
AUGAUGGCAGAUCAGCCAGAGAAUACAGUGUUCAUUGGCAACAUACCUCGUGAGGCCAACAAUGCAGACAUUGAGCGUUUGUGUGCACCACAUAUCGAUAUUGCCACGAUCAAAAAGAUUGUGAUCAAGCUUGGCUUUGCAUUUGUAUUCAUGCAAGGUGGUGAGCCUGAACGUCUGAUCAAGGCACUCCACAAGACUGAGUACCGUCAUCGAACUCUCACAGCAGAGUUGGCUAAAGGUGAAAACCGCAAGUUGUCAAACAGAGAGAAGAAUGCUCGUCCUGGUCCAACAAUAUUCAUUGCCAGCUACAAUCAGGCCAACACAAGCAAAGACACUAUCGAACGUCUUUGCAGGCCAUUCGGUGACCUUGUUAGGGUCGAUAUGAAGGGUAGUUAUUGCUUUGCAGAGUAUGCCAAUGAACAGCAGGCCACAAGAGCAUUAGAGGCACUUCAUGGAAAAGAGGUUGGUGGAAACCAACUAUGUGUAGAGUUCUUGGCCGGUGGCAACAGAGCAAGGUUCGACGACAGAGAACGCGGAAGAGACAACAGGGAUAGACGUGACAGAGAUCGUCGAAGAUCCAGCAGGAGCAGAAGCAGAAGCAGAGACAGAGAUGGCAGAGAUGGAAGAGAUGGAAGAGAUGGAAGAGAUGGAAGAGAUGGAAGAGAUGGCAGAGGUGGCAGAAGUGGUGACCGCGGAGGUGAUAGAGACAGACGAGACAAGGACAGAGGCGGUGACAGAGACAGAAGUGACAGGGACAGGAACGAUAGAGAUAGAGACAGAAACAGCAGAGGUGGUGAUAGAGACAGAGGUGUGGACAGGGACUCCAAGGACAAGGGCAGACGCGACAGUCACAGAGACAACAGGGACAACAGAGACAAGAGAGACAAGAGGGACAGAUCGCCACCCCCACGCGGUCGUUCAUCGUCGCGCUCCCGCUCACCCAAGCCGACAAAGAGGUCGAGAUCCGAGAGCCGAUCGACAUCUCCACGUCCAGGUGGCUUCUCUUCGUCGACAAAGAAGUCAAGGUCGCCCUCGCCAAAGUCCUCGCGUCAGCACAAUGACAUUGCCGACAGCCCAGUGCGUGACAGAAGCCGCGAUCGCAAGAGAAUCAGGGAGGACAACAACAAUAAUAACAACAAUGGACACAAGGCCAUCGAUGAGAAUGACGAUGUCAACAGCCACACAACAUCCACCUCCACCUCGAGUGUUGGAGGCAAUGGAAGUGGAAGUGGAAGUGGCAACAGAAAGUACUCGUCGAGGGAUGGCGCCAACGUCGACUUC